AUGGAUGAAAAAAGUACAAAGGAUGAAAACUUCCGUAUGAUUAUUUUGUCUCAACUCGAGCAUCGAAACCUUAUAUGGAAUCAAUUCGAAUCAUUAUUUAAUUCAUCAUUAUAUCUGGUUUUUUACGGUGCUAAAUGCAUUUUUAGCAGCAGUAAAAAUGAGGAUUUGAGCCGUAUUUCGGAGUUAGAGGUCGAGCUCGCAGAAUUAUAUCGCAAAAAAGAGCAAAAUGAUCAGCAGCUUAUUGAAACCAAUAACCGAUUGGGUGUUAUAUCACAAGAAUUAUGUGCAGUCAAUUUAGUGAAGGAAGAAUGUCAGAAGGAAAAUCAGAAGUUAAAGAAGGAUUUGAUGGAAAGAGAGGAGGAAUUAGCUGCACUAAAAGAAUCAAAUAUUUUAUUGAAAGAUGAACACUUUGCUUUGCAAGCAAGUUAUAAUAGCAUAGAAAACAAAUAUCGAGAAGCGCAGCAAGAAAGAAAUAGUCUGAUUGAUCGAAUAAAAAAUCUGAAAGAGGUAGAAAUUCGAUGGUUCAAUGAACAGAAUGAGCGCGAAGAAGAAGAACGUCGUCGUCGUUUAAAAUUAGAGUUUGAAGCAGCGUUGAAUGCAUCACACAGCAAUGAGGAUAAAACGUAUGGGUUCGAAAUCAUCUGCGACACAGAUCAGGGCCUAGAUUACAUAGGCGACAUUAUUCCUGGGAAUUGCAAAGCAAAAUUGAAUUAUGGUGAAGAUGUUAAUGACAUUAUGUGGCAUCCAAAUGGACAAAUGUUUGCUGCAGGUGGCGGUGAUCAUAAAGUCCGUUUAUAUUGGCUUAGUGUUUCUUUGGCUGGUUCGAAUGAAUCAGUAUUACGUGUGGAUUUUUCGGGAGAAACUAAUCAAGUUCUCGGAGCUGGAAAUGAUAAUGCUGUUCGUAUUUGGGAUACAGAUGAUCAUGUAAUAAAGCAUUCGCUGACAGGGCAUGGAAACAAAGUAUCUUCCGCUAAAUUCUUCCUUGGUGGCUCACAAGUUGUGUCUGGAUCACAUGAUCGAACUUUCAAAAUGUGGGACUUAAAAACUUCGAAAUGUAAACUCUUCUCGUCUACUUUGCUUGAUACUUUUCAAUUAAUUUACUUUGGGUCUCCGAAGGUUAUUUUUGUAGGUGCAAGAACAUAUUUUACUAACUCAGUUGUAUAUGACAUCGUUUCAAGCGAUCAUUAUAAAAUGGUUGUAAGCGGUCAUUAUGAUCGUAAAAUUCGGUUCUGGGACCCAAGGCUGAAGGAACCAAUUCGUAUCGUCGAACUUGCCAAUAAAGUCAGCUCGCUGACUUUGUCGUUCGAUUCUACUGUCGUACUUGCAUCAUCAAGGGACGAAACAAUGUCGCUUAUCGAUUUGCGUUCUUAUCAAAUUAUUCACAUAUACAGUGCCGAUCAAUAUCGUACUGGGAGUGAUCAUAUUCGUUGCGCUCUCAGCCCUGGUCUGGAAUUUAUUGCAUCUGGGUCUAGCGAUGGAUCCAUUUUUGUUUGGAAUCUGAAAACAACGAAGCUGGAAAGAACAAUUCAAAAAAGAGGACAUGAAGUUUCGGAAAUCAAGUCCUUUGUGCUGAAAAAAUUAGUUCAUCUUUUCAGACAAGGAGUCCAUUCUGUUUCGUGGAAUCCCAAAGGAAAUAUGCUGCUGAGUGCUGAUAAAGAAAAGACCAUUUGCUUGUGGACUGUCUGA
Molecule: messenger RNA, 1686 nt
Organism: Thelazia callipaeda (thelaziosis nematode)
Lineage: Eukaryota; Metazoa; Nematoda; Chromadorea; Rhabditida; Thelaziidae
Source: the annotation of a GenBank genome assembly